This is a messenger RNA of Brachypodium distachyon (stiff brome), 2332 nucleotides long. RefSeq lists its product as uncharacterized. Bases 119 to 2143 code for a protein of 674 amino acids. The record is from RefSeq and is a predicted model, not a curated record. The transcript has a single exon. Lineage: Eukaryota; Viridiplantae; Streptophyta; Magnoliopsida; Poales; Poaceae.
CGAAGGCCACACGACAACAGACGAUACUGACAAGCGUCACGGGCACUAGCACAAGCUCCAAGUCUCACUCACUGAACACAACACCCAGCAAUCAGCCACUGCCCCAACCAAUCAAUCAAUGGAGCCCGGCAGAAGCAGCCAGCCCACCGGCACGAUCGCCUUCGCGUCCGUCGGCGUCACCAGCUUCGGCUUCGACGUCUUCUCCGUCGCCGUCCCGCAAUCCCCCGAGACCACCACUGCCGAGGAGCUCGCCGAGCGCUGCCACACGGACGGCGUCUCCGUCAACUUCAACGCGCAGUUCACCGAUGAUGAAGCAGGGGAGGAGGAGGAAGUGGCGUUCGUGUCGGAGCGCACGGGCUCCGCGGCCCUCUUCCUCUGCCGCCCCGGCGGCCGCGCCACGCCGCUGCCGGCCGUAGAAGAGAGCCUCUUCCACGACCGCCCCACUCUGCGGCGCGGCCGGCUCUACUUCGUCUCCGCGCACGAGAAGCCCCCCGGCGCGCCCUUCAGGAGCUGGGCGGCGCUCUACGCCACGGACCUCGAGAGCCAGGAGACAUCCAGGGUGACCCCGGAGGGCGUGGUGGACAUGAGCCCGGCCGUGUCGCCCUCGGGCGAGCUCGUGGCCGUGGCCUCGUACGGGGACAGGCCCUGGGCGUUCGAGUUCCGCGGCGCGCUCGACACGGACGUGGCCGUGUUCCGCGCCGCCGAACCCGCCCGCCGCGUGGUCGUCUCUGCCGCUCGCGGCGCGGGGUGGCCGGCCUGGCACGGCGAGAGCGCCGUCCUCUUCAACCGCGUCGCCCCCGACGGCUGGUGGAGCGUCUUCCGCGUCGACCUCGAUCCGGAAACUCUCUCCCCUUCCCCCGCCGCCGAGACCCGCGUCACCCCGCCAGGCGUCCACUGCUUCACCCCCACCGCCUCCGGCAACAACAACCACCGCUGGAUCGCCGUGGCCACGCGGCGGAAAGGACACAGCCACCGCCAGAUCGAGCUCUUCGACCUCGACACCUCCCAAUUCACCCCAAUCACCACGUUCCUCAACCCCAAAAUCCACCACUACAACCCCUUCUUCUCCCCCUCCGGCAACCGCCUCGGCUACCACCGCUUCCGCGGCCACGGCGCACCAGGCGAGUCAAAAAUCCCCUACCUCAACCCGGUCCGCACCCCGGUGAGCUCCCUCCGCAUGCUCCGGGUGCACGGCUCCUUCCCGUCCUUCUCCCCCGACGCAAAACACCUCGCCCUCAACGGCGACUUCUUCAAAUCCCCCGGCGUGACGGUGCUCAAGUCCGACGGGUCCAGGCGGUGGGUGGUGGCGGACCAGCCGGGCCUCUUCUACACCUCCUGGAGCCCCACGGAGCCCGGGGUCGUGUUCACCUCCAUGGGCCCGAUCUUCGAGUCCCCCAAGGCCACCGUCCGCAUCGCGCGCGUCGAAUUCGACCCGGCCCAGCUUCGAGACAACAACAACGACAAAGUGGACGUGGCGCUCAAGGUGCUGACGCGGCCCGAAGCCGGCAACGACGCGUUCCCGGCGGUGUCGCCGUGCGGGCGGUGGGUGGUGUUCCGGUCGGGCCGGUCGGGCCACAAGAACCUCUACAUCAUCGACGCGGCCCACGGCGAGAACGAGCCUGCCACGGCCCCGAUCCAGCGGCUGACCGACGGCGAGUGGAUCGACACGAUGCCUUGCUGGGCGCCGGACGGGAAGCUGGUGGCGUUCUCGUCGAACCGGCACGACCCGGGGAACGCGGCGGUGUUCAGCAUCUACCUGGUGCGGCCCGACGGGACCGGGCUGCGGCGGGUGCACGUGGCCGGGCCGCCGGGGAGCGAGGAAGCGGACAAGGAGCGGAUCAACCAUGUGUGCUUCAGCCCGGACGGGGAGUGGCUGCUCUUCACGGCGAACCUCGGCGGCGUGAACGCGGAGCCGGUCUCCGGGCCGAACCAGUUCCAGCCGUACGGGGAUCUGUACGUGUGCCGGCUCGACGGGUCCGGAUUGGUCAGGCUCACGUGUAACGCGUAUGAGAAUGGCACGCCGGCGUGGGGGCCUGCGCUGGACCUGGAAGACGGCGUGGGGUCGCUGGGGCUGGGAAAUCCUGCGGCGGAGGACUCGCUCGGGGAGUUCGACGAGCCGCUCUGGCUUACAUGCGACGUGUGAGGAGUGAGGACUGAUGGAUGAUUGUUGCCAUGGUGGAUUGGGUUGGUGAGCUCAGAAUAAAGAAGGUGUUGGAGACGUUUUGUAUUGCUGCUGAAUAAUAAAUCUAAGAGCUUGUCUUUUGUGGAAUCCAGAUGUAUUCGGUCAUCGGCUAAGGCUCACUCUUCCCUGCUUUUUUGAGUGUUUUGACAA